AUGGCCGUGUUGCUGGCGGUGCUGCUUCUGCUCCAUGUGGGGGGAAGCCUUGCCGUCACCGUUGCUCAGAGAGAGACCAACGCGCUGUUAUCGCUGAAGUUGACGCUCAAGGGCGAUACCGUUCUGAAGAACUGGCUUUUCGGCAAAGCUGCAUGCGCGAAUGCGUUCACGGGUGUCAAGUGCAAUAAAGGGGUCGUCGUAGGGCUGUCACUGCCGAAGAAGGGUCUGACCGGCAGCAUCGGAACGGUUGUGGGCUACCUCAACAAUCUGCAGACUCUGGACCUCUCCGGGAAUGCCAUCACCGGUUGGAUUCCCGACGACGUGGCGUUCUGCACCGCGCUCACGUCCAUCAAUCUCAGCAACAACAAGUUAUCGGGCGCUCUUCCCGACAAGCUCGGCAACCUCCUGUACCUCAACACCUUGAUGUUGAGCGGCAACGCGCUCAAGGGUGACGUGCCGGUGAACCUGUUCAGCGCCAAGAGGCUCAGUGUGCUGCUUCUCAACAACAACCAGCUCACGGGCCGCAUCUCCGAACUCACCGGCCAACCCACCACGACGUUCACUAACGUUGACCUGUCCAACAAUAAGAUCACCGGACCCCUGCCGCCCCUGCUUGUGCGCUCAGCCAACCUCAAGAAUCUGAACCUCGCCAACAAUGACUUCUCUGGCGGCUUGCCUGUUGGAUGGCUGGGCAUGAAUAAUCUUAAGACCUUGUCUGUGGCCGGCAACGCUUUAACUGGACCCAUCCUUCCUGGCCUCGCCACCCUCAAAUCUCUCACCACUGUGAACUUCGCCAACAACAAGUUUUCAGGCACAGUCGGGAAAGCGUUCAAGAAGUUUAAGACUGGUUUCAAGGGCAACGCCCAGCUCUGCGUUGACUUCAAUGGUGAUGGCAAGUGUGAGCCUGCGACCUAA
Messenger RNA from Closterium sp. Yama58-4, 915 nucleotides. The record is from the annotation of a GenBank genome assembly. NCBI's taxonomy places the organism in Eukaryota, Viridiplantae, Streptophyta, Zygnematophyceae, Desmidiales, Closteriaceae.